Molecule: messenger RNA, 1927 nt
Organism: Papaver somniferum (opium poppy)
Lineage: Eukaryota; Viridiplantae; Streptophyta; Magnoliopsida; Ranunculales; Papaveraceae
Exons: 6
Coding region: 529-1689 (386 amino acids)
Biological process (GO): deoxyribonucleotide catabolic process
Molecular function (GO): 5'-nucleotidase activity
Source: RefSeq, a predicted model, not a curated record
UAACAAUGAAUGGACUCUAUGCUUUCUACACAAAAUUUAGAUUUGAUUAAGACCUUUAAGACGGUCCAACAAAAUAAUCAUAAUCCCUAAUUACUCCAACUAAUAACGAAAAUUAUGGCUUAACAAUCUCCUUGAAACCAAAACCCCACUUCUCCUCCUUCCUGGCUAUUAAUGUAGCAAAGGCAAAAGCCUUUUUCUAUCAAUCAGAGUUUCCGUGUACCAAGAAUCAGGAAUCUGGGUAAUUCUCAUUUCCUUGUUUGUUUCUAUUCUACUAUUUUAAUUUAGGGUUUCAUCUGCAGCGUACACUAAUAUUAUAUGAUGAUCUGAUUUGAUAAAUCUCUUCUAUUCCAUCAUUUGGGUGUUCUUCAUUUCCAGUUUUUUUAUAUUUUCUGAAAUUCCAUAUUCCAUUUCUUUAAUAGGGUGGAGGGGUAGGUGGGUUCGGGGUUCAAUUUCAUUGGCCAUUGCUUAAAGUUUGAUUUGGUUGAUUCAAAUUGGUGGAAUGUGAUUAAAUUGAAAUACCUAAUUAUUAUGUUAAAGGGGCAAAGUUUGCUGUGCCAUCUUAAUAAGAUCAAUUUUUGGGGUGUGAUGGCCGCCAGACUAGAUGGGACCUUCUUCACCGCGGGUGUCCAUGGUUUUAAUAGUCAGGUGGUCGGUCCUGGUCGAGCCAAUGUGCUCCAUGGGUGUCGAAUUACAAACUGCAUUGCAGUUGAUCUUGUUGGUAGUUGUAGUACUAGUAGUAGUAGUCGAAGUAGCAGCGGUAGUAUUAGUAGUAGGAUAAAUGUGCGGGGCAGAAAGGAGUUUCACUUGAAUUGUUGUGCUGACCACAGCACGCCUGAUGGGCAUGGCCUUCAUAGUAGACGAGUUGAUGAUAAAUUUAUCAGAAAGCAGCCUACUCGUGCAUUGUCUCCGUUGCCCUAUCCACAGAUUUUUCGUUAUUAUUCGGAUGAUGGUAAGAGGCUUGAGGAUAACAAGGAUGCUACAGUCACUAAGCGGCCGUUGAAGAUGAAUGGUCAUGGUGAGAUGUUCGAACGUGGAAGCCCUCUUGGGUUCUUUGACUGUGCAUUGCCUGAUAAACUGGUUGUGGCUGUUGAUGUGGACGAGGUUCUUGGAAACUUCGUUUCAGCCCUUAACAGAUUUAUAGCUGAUCGAUACUCUUCCAGCCACUCGGUUUCGGAGUACCACAUCUACGAGUUUUUCAGGAUCUGGAAUUGCUCUCGAGAUGAAGCUGAUAUCCGUGUUCACGAGUUCUUCAAGACUCCUUACUUCAAAACAGGAAUCCAUCCUCUUCCGGGUGCUCAGGUCACUCUCCACAAGCUAUCUAAGUUCUGCAAUCUAUCUGUUGUGACGUCUCGUCAGAAUGCAAUUAAAGAUCACACAAUUGAGUGGCUCGAAAAGCACUUCCCUGGAUUAUUUCAAGAGAUUCACUUUGGCAAUCACUUUGCUUUGGACGGGAUAUCACGACCAAAAUCUGAAAUUUGCAGGUCUCUGGGAGCGCAUGUCCUGAUCGACGACAACCCUCGAUAUGCUCUGGAGUGCGCUGAAGCUGGGAUCCGGGUUCUACUUUUUGAUUACGAAAACUCGUAUCCCUGGUCAAAGUCUGAGUCUGCCGCUCUGCAUCCCAUGGUGACCAAAGUUCAUAACUGGGACGAAGUAGAGCAGCAACUAGUUUCAUCAGUUGUAUCACAGUAGUACAAUCAACAAUCUCUCCUCAUACAUAAAACAACCAAAUUUUGGAUCGCCAAAGCUGUGCACAACAUCCCUGGUUCAGAAGUCUGACCAUAUGGUUCUGUUAAAUCAAUACAGGGUUUCCGUUUUCACAUAGCAUUUCUGAUUAAACACCAGGCAGAAAAUUGCAUUUCUGGAAAUGUAAAUAAAAGAACUAAUGUGAAACCCGUAUUCAUCAAUUUGAUUUAUUACUUUGGUUCCA